Messenger RNA from Desarmillaria tabescens, 1191 nucleotides. RefSeq lists its product as uncharacterized. The transcript is spliced from 3 exons. Lineage: Eukaryota; Fungi; Basidiomycota; Agaricomycetes; Agaricales; Physalacriaceae. The record is from RefSeq and is a predicted model, not a curated record. The coding region runs from base 1 to 1191 and encodes 396 amino acids.
AUGGUACUCACUGAUGAGAUUUUAGCACAGGUCAUUGAUUUCAGUGAAGCAGAGCGUUCUGGGUACCUUCUUGCAUUUGCCAAGUUCCGCAUCAAACAUGGUGACUCCCGCACUCAAGACCAGCUCCUCACAGAUGGUGCGAAGCUUCUGAAGGGAUGUGAACAGCAUUUUCGCAAUGCAGUUACCUGUAUUAAACACAUCAGCUCCAUCAUUCCUGUCGAGGAUGAGAAGAAAUUCAAGAAACUGGUGAUGAAACUCUGCUCUGUUCCUAAUCAAGAGGAAUUUGAGGCGAUUGCCCAUUGCAUUGUUAAGAAAUGGUUGCACACAUCAACAUGGCUUGCAUGGUGGACAAGAGAGUCACAUGCCUCUAUGAUCUUCAAGUUGCAGCAGAUUAUGGAUGUGGAAGUUUGGGAUUCCAUUCCAGGAAGUAUGAAUGCAGAGGAGACAAUGCAUUGGAAACUCUAUUCGGGGGCUGGCUGUGAUCAUGAUGUGAUCAAAGGCUUUGAGGGUCUUUUGUCUAUAGCUAACUACUAUGAACGAUUGAAUGAGGCUGCUCUGGAGUCCAUAGAGGAAGCCACAUGCUUGGGUGGCAGCAUCGAAACCUGGUUUCAAGAAUUGAUGCAGGCUAAUCAGGCAGGACAUCUGAUGGAUGCAUGCUGGCACAAUGCAGAAGGAGUAUCCCCUUGUUGUGGAAAGCCUCAACUCUUGGAAUUCUAUGUAUCACUUCCUAUCAUCCUGACAAUUUCUGUUGAUGACUGGGAUCCCAAACACUGGGACUUUCCAGCAUCUUUCACUCCUACAUCUCUAAAGGAUGAUCAUAAUUAUGGGCUUGUAUACGACAUUAUGGCUUGCAUCUUUCUCAUUGAUGGGAACCAUUUUCAGACAUGCUAUAGAACUCCCACUCCAGAUAACAAAGGCUGCACAAUCUACAUCUAUAAUGGGAUGAGGAGCAAAGGCUAUGCUACUCACAAGCAAAAGGCUACAUUGGUGAUGCAUAUGACAGGAGAAGAGGUCAUUGAUAGGCCUGAUAAGUCUUAUCACACUCAGAUGGUCAUUUAUCAACUUCAUGGAGGUCGUACUGCACAAAAGGCUUUCCUUCAGGCACAAUUGGGCAUUGCUGAAAGAGUACAUGGGCUGUCCUUUGACUCUCAUGAUGUUAGCAUUGUUCCUGAUGUUGCAUUUACAAGAUAG